CUUUUAUUACGUCAGACUAUGUCUCUCUGGAUGGAAAAGUAACGCGCGACGAAAGUUGUCAGUGCUCAGAGAAAUGGCAUCUGCUGUGACCGAGUCAUUACUGUCACCACAACAGCAAACAGCGUUGUUUAUAUUUGUCUUCAUCUUCAUUCGAAUCCCCACGCUCAGAGCAGUAUCAGAGCCGGGGAAAUGGAUUCUGAAUGUGGACAGCGAAAUAAUAAAGAAGCAGUCCUAUUUUUAUUUCUCAAAGACAUUAUUUAAUAACUCCCAUGUUGAACUCAGAUGGCUCAGUGAAGAAUGCAGCACUCCUGUAAAGCUGAAUAUAUCAUGGUAUCUACGCAGCUCCCGGUGCUAUGAUGAGGUGUUUGACUUAGAUGUUCAAAAGGCAAAAGAUUACUUUAAUACCAAAGUUGGGCUCCAGAAUGGUGAUAGUGGUUUCUACAUCAGCCACACAUAUAGUCCGAUUGAGUGCUACCAGCACAUGACCAGGAAUGAGUUGGCAGUGUCCAUACUUGAUAAGCCAAUAAGUGUGAUAUCUAUUGCCCAGCCGACAUCAUCUGAGACUCUAGUGAGGAGUCAGAGAGAUGCAGAGAUUCCAGUUCCUACUGCCAAAGAGUCAAGCAAAGAUGUGAAAAGCAAAGACAAAACAUUAACUGUUGUAAAGGAUCAGACCUCUAUACAUGACAGAGUGGCACAGGCAUGGGAGGACAGCCCUUAUAUGUUUAUCAUCCAUUUUGCUGAGAUUAACCCGGCCAAAGACACAAAAUGGAGCAUCAAGUUGGAGGUCAGCAUGAAGGGGUCUUACCAGUAUAUUUCAGCCUCUGAGUGGCCUUUGAUGAUCUUCUACAUGGUGAUGUGCAUCAUUUACGUGUUGCUUGGUGUACUGUGGCUGUUGCUUUCGGCCUGCUACUGGAGAGACCUGCUACGGAUCCAGUUCUGGAUCGGAGGGGUUAUUUUUCUGGGCAUGCUAGAGAAGGCUGUCUACUAUGCAGAGUUUCAGAGCAUCCGCUAUGAUGGCCUUUCAGUCCAAGGAGCAGUGGUGUUUGCUGAGGUGCUGUCUGCUGUGAAGAGAACUCUGGCUCGAGUGCUUGUCAUUAUAGCCAGCCUCGGCUAUGGCAUUGUCAAACCUAGGCUUGGAGCCCUGCUGCACAGGGUGGUGGGGGUAGGGCUGCUCUACCUCAGCUUCUCCAUUGUAGAGGGUGUUCUAAGGGUCAACUCGGAGCAUGGAGGCUCCAGCAGACUACUGUGUGACAUUGUUCUGGCUAUCACUGAUUCUUGCAUUGUGUGGUGGAUCUUCAUAAGCCUGGCACAGACCAUGAAACUUCUGCGGCUUAGGAGGAAUGUGGUGAAGCUCUCCCUUUACCGCCACUUCACCAAUACUCUCAUAUUUGCGGUCAUAGCCUCAGUCGUUUUCAUUGUUUGGACAACAAAGACCUUCAAGUUAUCUAAAUGCCAGUCCGACUGGAGAGAACUCUGGAUAGAUGAUGCCUUCUGGCGUUUCCUCUUCUCCACUAUUCUGCUAGUCAUCAUGUUCCUGUGGAGACCGUCUGCCAACAAUCAGAGGUAUGCCUUCAGCCCAUUGGUAGAUGAGGUGAGUGAUGAAGAGGUGGCGGAACAACUAAUGAAUGAAGCCUUUGAAGGUGUGAAAAUGAGGGGUAUUAAAGCAGAGACCAAUGGAAGUGUGAAGCCUAAUAAAGUGGAUGAAGAUCUGAAAUGGGUAGAAGAAAACAUUCCUUCUUCAAUGGCUGAUGUUGCACUUCCCCCGUUAUUGGACUCAGAUGAGGAAAACAUAUCUACAAAAUUUGAGAUGUCGAAAAUGGAAUAGAAUCAUUGCAUGUAUGUAUUGUAAAUGUAAAUGUCAAUAAGUUUGUGUUUAUGAACAGUUGUUUUUGCCCUAACUACAAGCUUCGCAAGCAAUGUAUAUAAACAUGUGGGAAGUCAAUAAUUAAGGAACCAAACUGAAGGACAUUUAUUUGUAUUGCCUCUAUUGCCUGUUUGUAUUUAUAUUUUCACUGAAAUGAUGUUGGGUACCUUAAGACUGUAAUGUUGCUUUUGACAUUUGUUUGCAUAUUUAAGAUAAAAUGUAAUCAAAAUACACUAGCAUAAACUUAAAAAGUAUGUUUAUCUGAGAAAUCUGGUUAAAGUCUCUAAAAAAUUAGGCUAAAUGUUCUUUGAUACAAAUAUUUAAAGUCUGGUCAGUUAUUCUAAAAUCAAACUUUUUCUAAUUACUCUCGCUCUUGUGACUUUAUACCUUAUCACUGCAGUGCUAGAAAUUGAUUUAAAUGCUGCUUAGAGUUUUGACUUUUUUGAUGGGUUACUCCUGGAUUAUUUAUGUGUACAUUGUGUUGUGUAAAUUUGUGUUUUAAAGUUAUAAGGAAAAGUAGGUUUUGUAAAAAAACAACAACAAACAAACCAAAAAAAACCAUCAAAACCAUGAACUCUGUGAAGUUGUUUUCAUCCAUCUAUUCAUUCAUCCAUCCAUCCAUCCACCUAUAAAUAAAACAUUUUUUUUUCCUCUAAAGCUACAUUAA
This is a messenger RNA of Electrophorus electricus (electric eel), 2531 nucleotides long. RefSeq names its product Transmembrane protein 87A-like (gene tmem87a). Gene Ontology annotation, biological process: retrograde transport, endosome to Golgi. Gene Ontology annotation, cellular component: Golgi apparatus; membrane. The record is from RefSeq and is a predicted model, not a curated record. Lineage: Eukaryota; Metazoa; Chordata; Actinopteri; Gymnotiformes; Gymnotidae.